AUAUUUCAUUACCUUUAACUCCAGGGCGUAAGAGUGAGAUAUCGCUUGUAAAAAGUAGUUACGAGUGUAUGGUAGAAUCCUCAAGUUUUCUGGCAGAGCAAGUGUCUGCUGUGUGAUCGAACCACGGCGAAGUGUUCGUCGAUUUCUCCGUGUGAGGGAAUUGCAGUUUACAAACUGGAUCGAAGCGUUAACUGCUCAGCCUUAUGCUGUAAGCAAGUGUUUUUUUCCGAAGUACCUGUAGUUGUAGUUACCAUGAUUGGCAGUAGCUAGGUAGUGCUGAGGUAGGGAUCCACAGCGCUGCCUAACCGUAAAGGCUACCUCAGCAGCAGUGAUAAGCUACGAUCGUUUCCUAAGCAGCCAGAGACACGUCAUAACACAAAGCAUCACUUAGAGACGUGGUGCUGCUGCUGUGAGCGUAUAGAAGCCAAGCUACAACACCCCGUCUGCCUAACCCACGGAUCUCAUGCAUAAAGAUAAAACAAAUUUGUUACAUCUACCUGGAGCGGUUACUCUCGUGAGGAAUUAUUUAAAACCAAAGAAAACUCAGCCAGAAGUGGUUGAGAAACCGUAAACGGUGGCAGAAUCGUAAAGAUUGGUUAUCCCCUUCCAUGGCUGUGAAGCUGUUUCGACGGGGGUCGAUCCGAUGCAUAGGGUUGCUGUUUGCGGCUGUUACGAUACUGCUCUGCCUGUACUACAUCUCCACGGUUCCACCACAACCGACCGUCGGCGGUCUGCAGGGAAUGGAUUUUUUAGUUUCCAUGGAGGCAAAAGAAAUGGAGCGUCCCAAACGAUCUAACGGCCAGGAUGUGCAGCAGGCGGGUUCGCAUGCAAAUCUAUCGUGGCCCAGCUGGCUACGAAACAGCCUCGGCUCGAUAGGGGGCCUUAGCAAGGAUCAUCAACACCAGCGCGUCGGUGAUUGGGAAGGUGAUAACGUGCGAGAUGAAGAUGAUCUCAACGACACGGGCGGUGGUGGUGGUGGCGUUGUCGGUGGUGGACCAUUGCCACGGUUCAGCAGCCGAUGGGAUGAGUGCAGUGUGCUGGAGGAAAGUCCCACCGACAUCAGCACCGUUGAUGAGUAUGGAAAAUUCGAUUUUCAGCCGGAAUGGAUGAAAACGAAGGAGUACUGGGACAAGGAUUUUGAGUCGCGGUACGAAAAGCUGCAAAAGGAUCCGAAGCGGCCACCGCUGAAGAUUGUCGUCGUACCGCAUUCCCACAACGAUCCGGGUUGGUUGAAAACUUUCGUCAACUACUUCCAGUCUGACUCGCGUCAAAUUCUCAACCUGGCCGUCACCAAAAUGCCCGAGUACAGCAACAUGUCGUUCAUCUGGAGCGAGAUCUGCUUCUUGCAGCUCUGGUGGGACCAGGCGGAUGCGGCUAAGCAACAGAUCCUGAAGAAAUUGGUGCAAUCAGGCCGUUUGGAGAUUACUACUGGUGGUUGGGUUAUGACGGACGAAGCGAACGCUCAUCUUUAUGCAAUGGUUGAUCAGCUUAUCGAAGGUCACCAAUGGGUGAAGUCGAACCUGAACAUAACGCCUAAGACGGGAUGGAGUAUCGAUCCGUUUGGACACGGCAGUACCGUACCGUACUUGUUGGCAGCGUCCGGAUUCAAGGGCACCAUCAUCCAACGGAUCCACUACGCGUGGAAGCAAUGGUUCGCCCGUCAUCGGAACGGCGAUUUCCUGUGGAAACCAUACUGGAAAGGGUCUGCUGGCAAUACGAACGACCACACACUUCUUACGCACAACAUGCCGUUCGAUCUCUACUCUAUUAAGCAGUCGUGUGGACCACACCCGUUCAUUUGCCUGAACUUUGACUUCCGCAAAAUACCAGGAGAGUCAUCAGAAUAUUUGAUUAACACACAGUUCAUCACGCAGGAGAACAUCGAGGCGAAAGCGGACCUGUUGAUGGAACAAUACUCAAGGACUGCCUCUCUAUUUCCACAUAACGUCGCCCUGAUCCCGGUAGGUGAUGACUUCCGGUACAACAAGGAGAAGGAAAUGGAACAACAGUACACCAACUACAAGAAACUGAUCGACUACAUCAACGAGCAUCGAAAGAAAUACAUCGCGGAGAUCAGCUUCGGAACGCCUGUUGACUAUUUCAACGCGAUCCGGGAGCGGUACGAUCGCUUCCCGACCUUGAAGGGCGACUUCUUCGUGUACGCCGACAUUUUUAACGAAGGUCGGCCGGCGUACUGGUCCGGAUACUUCACAACCCGGCCCUACUACAAGAUACUGAGUCGCGAGCUGGAGCACAAUCUCCGCAGCCUCGAGAUCCUUUUCACGAUUGCGUUCAAUCGAGCUCGCCAAGAGGGCAGCUCAAACGCGUUCAAGAUCUACGAGAAGAACUAUGAAAAGAUGAUACUGGCGCGCCGGAACCUGGGUCUGUUCCAGCAUCACGACGCGAUCACCGGAACUUCGAAGGCGAACGUGAUGCGUGACUAUGCACUGCGACUGUUCGAAAGCAUCGAAGACAUGGUGCAACUACAGGCGAAGACGAUCGAGCUGCUGGUACAGCGGAGGCCUCUCGACCAAAGCUUCCUGAUCGGGGAGCUCCAGUUUGACUUUGGAAAGCUGCCACGAAAGAUGUCUAUUUCCGUGACGGAGGGUGGUCGCAACGUAGAGUUCAUCGCGUAUAAUGCACUCACCCAGGAACGACUAGAGGUGAUCACGAUUCAUACGCUGACGCCGCGAGUCAAGAUACUGGACGCGAGUGGUCGGACGGUCGAGAUCCAGAUCAACCCAGUGUGGAACAUCGAGAAUAUGUCGCAAACGUCGCGCAAGAUAGCAGCGUCAGAUAAGUUGUACAAAGUGAUGUUCGUGGCCAAGUUGGCCCCGCUUUCACUGACCACCUUCACGGCAGCAUACGACGAGGAUGGAUAUCAAGGCAAGAUGGCGACACUGUACUGUAACGAGUGUCAAGACGAAAAGAACAAGGCGUUCGAGGUGCGCAACAAGCAACCGGGCGAUAUUCAGCUGGAGAACUACAAAAUGCGGUUGCUGUUCGACGAACAGAGCGGCUUCCUCAAGUCGGUUACGAAGAAGAACAUGGGCAAGCAGAUUCAGUGUGCGAUCAAGUUCACGGCGUACAAGAGUACCCAGUUCCACUCCGGUGCGUACCUGUUCAAAACCGAUCCGGAGCAGCGAAGCUCAGAGAAGGAUGUACUGGAGCAGUACGGUGAUCUAACAAUUCUGAUCACCUCAGGACCGUUGGCCAGCGAUGUCACAGCAAUAUAUGGACCGUUUCUGGCUCACACCGUGCGCAUCUACAACUCAAACAGUGUACUCGAUAGUGCAAUUUACAUUGAGAACGAUAUUGAUUUCGAAACACCACCCAAGAAUCGCGAAACCGAACUCUUUAUGCGCUUCAUUACCGAUAUCGAAAAUGGCGCGAGUGAAAAUCCCGAGUUCUUCUCCGACUUGAACGGCUUCCAAUAUCAGAAACGAGUGAAGGUGUCGGCCAUCGGUGUGGAGGGCAAUUACUUCCCAAUCACGUCCGGUGCUUUCAUUCAGGACGAACGAAUGCGUCUAACGCUACUUACGACACAUGCCCAGGGUGCUGCCAGCUUGGAACCAGGCCAGCUUGAGGUCAUGCUGGACCGGCGCACACUCUACGAUGAUUACCGUGGUAUGGGUGAAGGAGUAAUCGAUAGUCGGUUGACGCGACACCGUUUCUGGUUGACGCUGGAAACCAUCGAUGGUGCGCAACGCUCCGGUGCGACCGGUGAUGGCAGCGAUAGUUCCGAGAACCGCAAACCUUCCGCCACUGAAGAUCGUCCGGCCGAAUACCAGUUACCAAGCAUCUUCGCCAAUAGCCUCUCGAAUGGACUCAACUAUCCGGCCAACCUGUUCAUCGUCGAACGAUACGAUGAAACUAGUCAGAUCGAACUGCAUCAUGCGGUGCAGUUACUAGCGGUGCAGUUCCCUUGCGAUCUGCACAUCCUCAAUCUGCGUACCCUCACCGAAAGCACUCUGCCACUGUUUCCAUCCAGUUCGGCGCUGCUGGUGCUACAACGACAGGCUUAUAGCUGCCGGAUAGGAUCCGAAGAGAUGAUCAGCUACUUCUGUGGUAACGGUAGUGCCACCAACCCCACUGAUCACGGUGGUGGUAGUGGAACCAUCGGUACAGGAAACACAAGCGAAAAUGAGAUCCCUGUUCAUGCAGCUGGUACGACAGAUGGACGAAAACAACUUCAGCUAUUCCGUCGGUUACGGAUCGAUUCGAUCGAUGCUACAUCGCUUACCGGUCUGCAUGCCGGUGACCCCAUCCGCUCUUUCACCGAUAUCUAUCUCGAUCCGAUGGAACUGAAAACGUAUAAGCUCACGUUUGUGAAUUAAAGUUAUGAAGAAGAAAUCGAAUUAAUGGUUCCAUAUGUGCACAGAUGUUGCUCAAUGAAAUGAAGAAUAGUUUGUUAAAAAAACGAUUGAAAUGAUAUUUUGAGCAGCAAAAGAUAAUCUGUAAAGAUACUGAGUAAUACGCAGCGAGAUAAUGUUUGUGACUGGCUCGAAACUAACUUUCCCACGGCGGAAUGGUGAGUGAUGUGUCCCACCGCAUCUUGGAAUACCGCAAACAUAACUGUAUUUGCAGGCCUGCAGUUAUUACUGGUUGAAAAUCUAGCGAAGGGAAUGAGCAUUAUAAAUAAUACAGGAAAAGAAAUUGAACAAAUAAAUAAGACUAUAUAUUUAUCUUGAUGAAUAUGUCAAUGAAAAGAUAAAAAAUAACCAGGGAUUGUCAAAAAAUAAAUCAACACAAAGCGAAUUUGGUCCCUGUAAUGGGGCAGAAACAAAUACAAAGCACAAUGGAACUACGAGACAUCGUGUUAACAGGUACUAACAAAUUCAAAUUUUCGGCAUGCUACUAGAAACAUUCAUAAAUCAGAAGCAACGAAUCGUCGUUCCCAUACAACAGAAAAAGUAACAUACGCAUUGCCAUAAGUAUUGCCUCAAGAUGCUCCAGAAGUCCUGGUGGAUGAGUUGUAUAGCAUUAGACUGACUUUUAACCGCCGCUACCUGGUUUCGCACGUUUCGCUAUGAGGAAUGAAAGAAGCCAAGAGUGAAUUUCAUCUAAAAGUUAGAUCCCGUUUUCGUUCCGACUCAUUUUGAUUCCACCAAUAAAGAACACAAAGUGCUAUUUUCUUAAAAUA
This is a messenger RNA of Anopheles darlingi, 5143 nucleotides long. RefSeq names its product alpha-mannosidase 2-like. Lineage: Eukaryota; Metazoa; Arthropoda; Insecta; Diptera; Culicidae. Bases 609 to 4337 code for a protein of 1242 amino acids. The record is from RefSeq and is a predicted model, not a curated record. The transcript is spliced from 8 exons. Gene Ontology annotation, cellular component: Golgi membrane. Gene Ontology annotation, biological process: protein deglycosylation; mannose metabolic process; N-glycan processing. Gene Ontology annotation, molecular function: carbohydrate binding; alpha-mannosidase activity.